AUGUUCCACACAUACUCCCACCUGUUCAACAUUAUGCGUAUCAUUCCACGUUCCACACAUACUUCCACCUGUUCCAACUACGCAUACCUUAUCACAAUGGGAAGUUUGUCGUUUGUCUUAUCUUUCGGGGGCGAAAGUAUCUCAACUGAGCCUCUUUCCCAAGUCACAUUGGGCGAACUACGCCAGUUUAUUUUGAUAGCAGUGAACAACUUUCCCCUCUUGCAAUACAUCACAUGUAUCACUCCGAGGGAUGCGUGGAAUCUCCUGCGAAAUCCAACACAGGGACUCGAGAAUGAUUCAGAAUCCACUGUUCUUAAACGGCCAGCUUCAAGGAUAUUUAAACAUCGCUUGACGAAACUAGCGCAAUCACUUGGUCUAGUGACGAUAUACCAAGUGGCUACCUACUCUGGAAGCUGCGUUCGAACUGCCACUUGUGGUGCUGCGGGACCUGGGAAAAUUCAACUGCGACCUCUGAACGACGAGUACAAAGUCAUUUGGCAAUCAUAUCUUGACACUGCUAACACCAUAUUUGGCACCCAUCAAAAUCUGAUAGACAGCGCGGCAAGAACGGAAACACUAUCGCCGCUCAUACUCCCUACCGAAGAGGAGGCGAAUUCGCAAACUUUUCGACUGGAUCGUUCACUCGGUAAGGGUAUGACAACAUCUUAUCAUGUCGAGAUUCGAGAAGAUAUUAUCUAUAAUCAGUUGCCGCUCGAAGAACACUAUAUAUACCAGACGCUCAAGAAAGGCACAACGUUCCUAAUCAGUGAACGUCUGGACGGGUAUUGGAAAGAUUUGGAAACGGGCUGUCUGGACCAACCAUUACGUUUCUGGUGCUCGAUUCAGAGCGUACUCCAUGGACACGCGCAGAAGGCGUGUCGUCAUAAUUCCUUCCUUCCAAAGAAGUGA
Molecule: messenger RNA, 909 nt
Organism: Suillus plorans
Lineage: Eukaryota; Fungi; Basidiomycota; Agaricomycetes; Boletales; Suillaceae
Exons: 7
Coding region: 1-909 (302 amino acids)
Source: RefSeq, a predicted model, not a curated record